GCGGCGGCGGCCCCGCACCCAGCGCCCGCACCCACCGCCCGCCUCCCGCGGGCGGCGGCAACAAAGGCCCUUCCCCGCCCCCGCCGCCGCCUCCCGCCGCCGCCGGCAGCGUCCUUGCGGCAGGAAGAUGCCCGGGGAGGUGCCGCCGCCGGCGCCCCGGGGGCUGCGGAGCCUCCCGCUGCUGCUGCUGCUGCUGCUCAGCGCCCGCGCCGCGCUGGCUCAGCGCUGGCGCAAUGAGAACUUCGAGCGGCCCGUGGACCUGGAGGGCUCCGGGGACGACGAUCCCUUUGGGGAGGAUGAGCUGGACGACAUCUACUCCGGUUCUGGCUCGGGGUAUUUCGAGCCAGAGCCGGGGCUGGACACGGCCGUGAGCCUGACCACGGACACGCUGGUGACACUGCCCACCACGGCGGCCGUGCUGCCCGUCACUGCUGCCCAGCCCAUGGCAACGCCCCUGGAGCCGUCCCCCACCCCCCAGGACACCACCCCCGGGCAGGCCACCAGCGCCUUCCCCAUCCCCAGGACCACAGAAGCACCGGUGGUGCCCAGCUGGAAAACCACAACUGCCACCACCACCAGCACCACGGCCAGCGAGCCCCCAACCACCAUGGCCACCACCACCACGACCACCAUGGCCACCACGACCACCACCACCACCACCACCACCACGGAGGCCACCACGACCACAAGCAGCACCACUGUGGCCACGGCCAAGCCCACCACCAUCCGGAGGUUCCUGCCCCCCUUGGCCACCAAGGCGGCCACCACCCGGACCCCCACCACCCUGGAGACCCCCACCACGCCUGUCCCCGAGACCAGCACGCCGACAGAGGUGGCCACGUCACGCGCUGUCCCCACCAGCACGGCCAGGCCCAGGGCCCUGCCAAAGCCCAGCACCUCGAGGACUGCAGAGCUCCCCGAGAAAAGCACGGCCUUGCCACCCACGGCCACCACGCUGCCGCCCACUGAGGCCCCCCAGAUGGAGCCAGGGGAGGUGACAACAGCCCCCGACAAGGAGCCAGAGGUGCCGGCCAGCAGCGGCCCCAGCGGGGACUUCGAGAUCCGGGAGGAAGAGGAGACGACUCGUCCCGACCUCGGGAAUGAGGUGGUGGCUGUGGUGACACCGCCAGCAGGGCCGGGGCCCGGCAGGAACGUGGAGACGGGGCUGUUGGACAACACGAUAGACUCGGGCAACUCGGCCGCUCAACUGCCCCAGAAAAACAUCCUGGAGAGGAAAGAGGUGUUGAUAGCGGUGAUUGUGGGCGGCGUGGUGGGCGCCCUUUUUGCCGCCUUCCUGGUGAUGCUGCUCAUCUACCGCAUGAAGAAGAAGGAUGAGGGCAGCUACACCCUGGAGGAGCCCAAGCAGGCCAACGUCACCUACCAGAAGCCCGACAAGCAGGAGGAGUUCUACGCGUAGACGGAGAGCCCGGAGUGCCUCACGCUUCCUCCCUCCCUCCCUCCCCGCUCCAAACCCUCCUCCUCCUCUCCUCCAUCCAGUCUCUCUCUCCCCUCCCUCCUCUCUCUCUUUUUUUGGGAUCAGACUGUGAAUUUUUAAAAGCAAAACCCGCAGCGGCUGAAGGAGGAAACGCGUCCUUGGCAUGGGGGGCAUGGGGUGCCCGGAGCAGAACUGGGGUUCUGAACACUGCCAAGGUGACACCGAGCAUUGCUGUUGUCACAUGGAGUGUGCCCAGGUCAUGUCAAGCAGUGCCCAUGUCACGUCAAGCAGUGCUGCCAUCACACCAAGCACCCCAAGAUGACACUGAGCACUGCUGAGGUGACACUGAGCAGUGCUGUGGUCACACAGAGUGUGUCCAGGUGUUGCCCUAUCUGCUACAGUCAGCAGGUCACGUCAAGCAGUGCCAAGGUGACACCAAGCAGUGCCGUGGACACACCGAGCAGCGCUGAGGUGACACUGAGCACCCCAAGAUGACACUGAGCACCGCUGAGGUGACACUGAGCAGUGCUGUGGUCACACAGAGUGUGCCCAAGUCACAUCAAGCAGUGCCCAUGUCACAUCAAGCAGCGCUGCCGUCACACCAAGCAGCACCAAGGUGACACUGAGCAGUACCAUGGUCACACCAAGCAGUGCUGAGGUGUCACUGAGCAGUGCCAUGGUCACACUGAGUGUGCCCAGUCACAUCAAGCAGUCAAUGCUGCCAUCACACCAAGCAGCACCCAGGUGACACCAAGCACAACCAUGGUCAUACUGAGCACGCCAUGGUCACAGUGAGCAGCACCACAGUGACACCAAGCAGUGCCCGGGUCACGCUGAGUGGCGCCAAGGUGACACCGAGCACACCCGGGUCACUCUGAACAGUGCCGUGGUCACACUGAGCACCCUGAGGUGACACCAAGCAGCACCGUGGUGACACUGAGCAGCACUGAGGUCACCCAGAACAGCGCCACGAUCACGCCGAGUACGCCCGGGUCACACCAAGCAGUGCUGUGGUCACAGCGAGCACCCCAAGGUGACACCGAGCGCACCUGGGUGACAUCGAGCAGCACUGCGGUCACACCGAGCACCCUGAGGUGCCACUGAGCAGCGCUGCAGUCACAGUGAGCACCCCAAGGUGACACCGAGUGCACGUGGGUCACACCGAGCGCGCCACAGUCACACCGAGCACCCUGAGGUGACACUGAGCACCGCUGGCCUUUCUGCUGGCGGGAGGGACGGGACAUGGAGCCGAUGCCAAGGAGCCGAUGCCAGGGCAGCCGUGCCCGGGAGUGCCCUGGAGAGCACGGGAUGGGCUGCCCACGGUGCCUGGAGCUCAACUGGACUUUUCCCAACACCACCACCACGAACUCUGGGAUUCAGACCCCUCCUGCCAGCCCUGGGGCGCAGGGGGUUUGCUUUGGAUUUAUUGCCCUUAUUUUUCCGUCCAUAAAAGAAGGAGAUUCCCUUCCUUCUGUCUCGUCUUUAUUUUUUGGUUUUCCUUUGGGAUGGGGUUGGUCGCUCUGCAGGAAUCUCCUUCUGCUGGAAGAGAGAACGUGACUCUCCAACGCUCCUGGAGCCUUGGGAAAAGCACAAGGAGCUGGAAUACCUGGGAUUUGCUCCUGGAGUGGGGAAAAAAGGAAAUAAAUACAAACACUGGGAAUUAUCCCUUGGAUCAACAUUCUGGAGAGCUUGUGGAGCUGCAUUGAGGCAUCCCAUGCUGCCAUCCAGUCACCCCUGGAAUCUCUUGGAUCCACAUCUGGCUGAGGCGUUUGGCCAGGAAGGGACUUGGCUUGGGCUGGGUUUUCACUGUGACCACUAAAGCUCGGCUUUGCUGGACAUUCCUUUGGGAGGAGCUGGGAAUGGAGAAGCUGAAUCCUGUGCCUGGCUCUUCCAGAGGGGAUAACAGAGCUCUGCAGGGCGUGGGAUGCAGCCUAAGGGGGGAAAUCCAAGCAGGGACCAUCCCUGAACCCUCAGGGUCCCACCGAGGUGAGGAAGGGGAGGCAGAACCACGGCUCAGCCCCAGGGCUGGUUGGAUCAUUGCAAAGAUCCCAAAAUUGAUGCAAACACCCAGGAUUGAUGGUUUCCCUUUGAUAUUGCAUCCCUGGGAUUGAUGGUUUUCCUUCACUGGUGUUUAAAUCCCUGCACAACCCACAGGGCUGGAGAGAACCCAACCCUGCCACAGCCCAGGUAUCCCCUCUGAGGCUGCCCAGGGUGCAGAUUAAUUAACUCAGAUAUUUUAAUUAAGGUGUUUCAAUGAGGUGGCUCUUAAUUAGCUGGAGCCCUGAUUGUGGGGUUUUAUUGUCUCAAUGGUUGUGAUCUCGAUGGGGUCCCAUGGAGAGUUUUGAUUUGCUCUUGGAACAAUUGAAAUGGGAAAAUCUGGGGGAAAAAAUCAUUGCUUUGUGAAUUAACAGAGCCAGAGACACUUUUGCCCCUGAGGGGAUUGGGGGAUUUAGGGUUUCAUGGCCCUGGACAGAAGAGCUUCGUUGUGGAAGGGAUUUGAGGCCAGAAGAAUAUUUUGAAUAUAUAUAAAUACAUAUCUCCACUCCUGUACACCCACAGUAACACAGGUGUGGAAGGAAACAAAAUCCCUGGAAUUUCUCAGUGCACUAGGAAGAUUGGGUGGGAUUUGGAGUUGGGAAGUUGGGAGCUCUGGGCUGCUUUUCCCUGGGAUAUAACCCAAAAUGACGACCUGGCUUUACUUCAGGAUAGGGAACAGAGACCCACAUGUGGGUCAGCUCCAAAUCCUCAUUUUUGAGCUGUCAGCCUCAAAAUCCUCAUGGUUUGGUUUCUUGGAGCUUGGAGAAAGCCCUGUUGGAUGGUUGGGGUGGUGCUGGGAGUGACCAUUUCCGUGUCUAUCCCCGAGGGGGGAUGAGGAUGAGGAUAAGGAUGAGGAUAAGGAUGAGGAUGCUCCAAAGGAGGGAGCACACUCUAAAGGAGCCUGGUGCCAACCCAGAGCAAAUUUGUGCUGCUCCAGGGGGAGUUUGGACUCCUGGAUUUGAUGAUUUGGAGGAUUUUUCCCUGUUGGGAUCACACAAAGGGGAGUGGCGCAAGUCAAGGUCAUCAAGGUCACCCAAAAUCCCCAUCUUUUGGGAAACCUGGAUUAAAUCUUUAGAGCUUGCUUAAAAAAAAAAAUAAAAAUCCCUCCCAGCUUAAUCUUUUUAAUGCUGCUUUUCAGAGUUGCCUCCUUAAUCUUCUUCAUUCCAUUUUUUCCUCCUAUUUAAUAGUCUGAAGUUCCAUAAUACAGUUUUUUUACUCACUCAAGCUUAACCUCGUCCCUCUCAGCUGGUGUUAGGUUGUAAUCCUGGCACUUAAAUCCAUCACAGCUUCGGGAGUGAGGGAAGCCGGAGGUGGGAGGGUGAGAGGAGCCUGGGCAGGGCUUCUGCAGUAAUUAAAAUCUGAGAUAAACACAAUAAAAAAAGGUGAAGGCAACCAAACUGCUAAUCAGAAGUGAUGAAAUAAUUCAUUAUCUCCUGCUCUCACACUUUUGCUCUCCACGAGGAGAGGGAUGUGAGCUCCAGGAGAGUUUUUUGUUUUGGAGCCAAAUUUUGUGGUUGUGUAGUGAUGUCACAGCCUCUUGUGUCACCUCAGAUCCAUGGGGGCUGUUGGAGUCAAUGUUUGAAGGGAACAAAAAAGUCUUGUUCUGGAGGAUGUGACCCUGUGCCUCCCUCCAAGGAGAUGGGAUGGAGCUGAGUAUAGGCAGGAUUUUUUGGGGAAGUCCAUCUCCCCAAAAAAUCCUGGAUAAAGGCAUUUCUCCCUGAGCAGAGCCACAGGGAUGGAUAAAAACCCAACCUGAGGGUUGGUGCCUGGUGCAGGUGGAGGCAGCUGCUCCCUCCUGCAGGCACUCCUGCUCCGGGGCUUUCCAGGGAUUCCUGAUGGGAACAGGGAUGGGGAAGAGGAGGAGGCUCCACACAGGAGCUUCCAGCUUCCCCCAGAACAGAUUUUUGGGAAAAUUAACUUCAGUGGGAGCAGAAGCAUCUCCAGCAUCUUCCUUUCCCAUCCCCUCUGCCCAAAUUCCCAUCCCUCACCCUGAUCCCAGCUGGAGCAGUGCCCAGAUGUGCUGGUCCUUCCAGCUGUGCUCCUUGAGGGAUUUUUCCAUGGCUUUUCCAUUUCUUUUCCGCUCGUUACUGUGUGUGUGUGAUGUGCUGGAGCUGCAGGGAGAACCUUGGCUGUUCCAGCUGGAUCAUUUUAGGAGUUUCUGGAAUUGCAGGGUGGUGUGGGCUGUUCUGCCAGCUGUGCCAGCCUUGAGGCUCUCCCUGCUGGAAUUGCAGCAGGAAAAGAUGGAGAAAAUCCAGCAGAACAGCCAGGAACUCCUAGGCCACAUCCAAAGGGAAGGGAAGAGCAGAGAGCUCAAACCAGGGCUGGAAUGGGGAGUUUGGUAAGGGCAGGACAUGGAAGGGGCCCAGCAGCAGCAGGGUCUGGCCCUGAGUGGGUUUUGCAGGAUGGGAUUUGUCCCCUUAGCUCUAAAAAUCUCUCUUAUCUGGGAUUUUUCCAUGAAAAGCACGAGAUGUCUGUUGGGAUGGAGCUGCCCCUUAGCUCCAAAACCACUCUGAUUUUGGACCUUUCCAUAACGAGCCAUGCUGGGGGACCCAGCUGCAGGGAAAGGGAUGGGACAGGCAUGGCUUGGGCUGGCUGACUGCCAGGAUGGGCUGGUUUGCCUCAAAUUCCCCCUCUCCCUCCCCCAUUUCCCUGACAAUCCCUGUCUGGGAGUUCCUUUGCUCAUCUCCAGCAUUUUGAGCUACCUGUGCUGUGAAUCCCCAGCUCAGAUCCUUCCACAGGAACAAAUCCACCAGCCAAGAACUGGAAUGGAUUUUUUAAUUCCCUUUUCCUCCCAUAACCACCCUUGUCAUGAUCUUUUCCAUGCUCCAAGGUUUUCUGCCAGGCUCUGAAGUAACUCUGAGAUCUCAAUCCAGACAAGUUUGGUGGGAAUGAGCUCCCUGGGAUCCCAGGAGUGGGGCUGGGCUGGGGCUGUCUGUGUGUGUAUAUAAUGUGUGUAUGUAAUUAAUGUAUAUGUAGAGAUGUAUAGAUGGGCAUGGGGCCAGGGGGCUCUGCUCCUGAGGGGGAAAAGGAGGAGGAAAAAGAGGAAAAUAAGGAUGAAAAAGAGGAAAAGGAGGAGGAAAAAGAGGAAAAGGAGGAAAAGGAGGAGGAUUUGUCCUCUAGCACCACAUGCUGGGCUCUGCAGCCCUUGGCCCUUGUCCCAAGGAAUGUGGGAUUCAGCCUCAUUCCCUGUCCCAAGGGAUGCAGGAGUCCCUGCCCAAGGAAUUCGGGACUCAGCCUUGGCCCUGCUCCCAAGAGAUGUGGGAUUUCCUCUCCCAAGGGAUGUGGGAUUCAGCCUCAACCCUUUUUCUAAAGGAUUUGGGAUUCCCCCUCAUUCCCUGUCCCAAGGGAUUCGGGAUUCAGCCUUGGCCUCAUUUCCAAAGGAUGCAGGAUUCUCUGUCCUAAAGGGUGUGGCAUUCCCAUCAUUCCCUGUCCCAAGGGAUGCAGGAUUCUCUGUCCCAAAUGAUGUGGGAUUCGGCCUCAUUCCUUGUCCCAAGAGAUGUGGGAUUCAGACUUGGCCCCGCUCCCAAGGGAUGCAGGAUUUCCUGUCCCAAGGGAUGUGGGAUUCCACUUCUCCACUUCCUGCUGCUCCUCCCUCCCCUCCCUGUCCUUCACAUCCCAGUCCCGAUCCCGAUCCCAGUCCCAAUCCCAGUCCCAAUCCCGAUCCCAGUCCCGAUCCCGAUCCCAAUCCUGGUCUCGGUGGGUUGGGAUCUCCCAGGUGGGAUCAGGAGCCUUUUACCACUGCAGGGCUGGAGCAGAUCCGGGCUGGGAUCCCGGGGUGGAUCCAAAUCCCCGCAGGCUCCGGAGCCUCCCCAGUCCUUGUGCCAGCAGCUCCCCCUUCUCUUAAAGGAGCCCCAGAGGGUCUGCAGAUCCCAACUUUUAUUUCUGUGUUUAUUUCCCCCAUUCUUUUAAAUUUUGGGUAAAAAUCCCCUGAUUUUUCACACUCCAGCACUUCUCCCAAGACCUCCAGGGCUCCAGGGGUUUUUCCUGCAGGAAUUGCCCCCGUUCAGGGUCCCCCCUGGCCGAAGUCACCCCAGCCCAGCUGACAAUCAAACCAGACUCCCGAAAAACAGGAAUCCAUUGCAGUUUGAUAGAAAAACUUUUUAAAUUCCCCCCCUUCUCUCUCACCACCACAUCUCCAGGAUAAACCAUCACCCACUGCUCCUCCUGUAAAUAAACAUCGAACCUUCUUGUAUAAAUUAAAAAUAAAAUAAUUGUAAAAAAAAGACAAAAAAAAUUCCAUUGAUAAACAUCCCAAAAAUAAAAUUUAAAAAAAUCUCCCUUUCCAGAAGAUUGAAGUAAUUCCAACUUUUUUUUUGGAGCUGAUUUCCAAUCCCCAUAGGAGAACAAAACAAAGAUCUGGAAAACUACAAAUGUUGGAGCUUUCAAUGAAUCCGGGAGGGAAAAAAAAUGCAUGUAAAUAUUUUUAAUAGGAGACAUAUCUUAAACAGAACUUUUUUUUGUAUGUACAUAACUCUCCUAGAGUUUAGUACUGAAAUGGCUUCAUAGUGUCUGUUUCGAAAAGGAAAGGAAAAGAAAAUGUUUGUUAAUUGUUUUUGUUCUUACUCAAUGGCCAAAACUUUAAAAAUAAUGACAAAAAAAAAAAAGACUCUAAAAAUAAUCUUUGCCAAUGGAUCUAGCACUGUAAUGGUACUGUCUAUUUUUUUUAAUUAUUUCUGUGCUGUGCCCAUUUAUAAAAUGAGGAAAAGAUAAAAAAUAAAGUCAUUUAAACAUUG
Molecule: messenger RNA, 8205 nt
Organism: Zonotrichia leucophrys gambelii
Lineage: Eukaryota; Metazoa; Chordata; Aves; Passeriformes; Passerellidae
Gene: SDC3
Product: syndecan 3
Exons: 5
Coding region: 128-1417 (429 amino acids)
Biological process (GO): cell migration
Cellular component (GO): cell surface; membrane
Source: RefSeq, a predicted model, not a curated record